Messenger RNA from Acanthamoeba castellanii str. Neff, 288 nucleotides. Its product is annotated as Retrovirusrelated Pol polyprotein from transposon TNT 1-94, putative. Lineage: Eukaryota; Discosea; Longamoebia; Acanthamoebidae. Bases 1 to 288 code for a protein of 95 amino acids. The transcript has 2 exons. The record is from RefSeq and is a predicted model, not a curated record.
AUGUAUCUUCAAGACGUUCUAUCAUCACCUCUCCACAACAAGUCGAUAACAGCCAUAAAGAAGGAGUUUGACACCCUCAUGCUCAACAACACAUUCAAUCUUGUCAAACUUCCCCCUGGCCAUAGAGUGGUCAGCACACACUGGGAUGACACCACAUUCAAGGCUCACUUUGUUGCAAGCAGUUUCUCUCAACACAAGGGAGUCAACUACAAGGACACCUACACCCCAGUUCUAUGCCUGGAGAAUCUGCACUUCCUCCUCAUGUAUGCCAUCCUGAUGGGUCUAUAG